This is a messenger RNA of Aphanomyces invadans, 810 nucleotides long. RefSeq lists its product as hypothetical. The record is from RefSeq and is a predicted model, not a curated record. The transcript has a single exon. Lineage: Eukaryota; Oomycota; Saprolegniomycetes; Saprolegniales; Verrucalvaceae. The coding region runs from base 65 to 691 and encodes 208 amino acids.
GCCGCCUUGAAAGCAGGGAGUCGCCCCUUCUUGCGAAGAAACUUCAGAUCCGACUUGACGAGCCAUGGGACACUGCUGCUCGAAGCGGCGCCCCGAAAUCGAUGACGGCGAUGUCAUCAAGCCUGCCGCGGCGAAGGGCCUCGCCACCAUUGAGGUGGCGAGCCCGGCCGUCCCUUCCUCGUUUCACCAGGUCCAGUCGACGACGACCGCACCACGCAAGGCCGACAUGACUGUCGGGACGGCAUUGCGCCGAGAGACAUUUGAGGAAGGCAACAACGACACGAUUAUGCCGCUCUCAGGUGGCUCGCCGUCAAGAGACGACUUAUACGGGUCCUCCAUCACGUCGUCCAAGUAUAUUUAUACGUCGCCACCGUCGUCCCCUUCCAAGAGUAGCGAGGAGCCGCAAGUGGAAGACUUGCAAGACUUAUCUCAGCAAUACCAAACGCAGCAACAACAACAAGAAAGACAACAACAGCAGCAGCAGCAUGCGGUGUACAUUCCACCGGAAGACCGACCGAUCGAGUCUAUGUUCAUACGCGAGGAACGGAUUCGACUGGCUCAAAUUCAGGAGCAACUACGGCUCGAGCGACAAGCCGCGAACGACAAGUGGGUUGCUGAGUUGCGCGAGAAGAAGAAGGAGUUUCUUCCAGAUGUCGUCGUGUAUCGAGAGUUCUCGCCGCGUGUGGACUGAGCUGGCAUCGUCGGAUCACGCGAAAAGGCGGCAACGAGUCGUCAUCACUUAUAUAUUUUGAAUCUGUUUCAGUCGCUUGGCUACGAGUGUUGUGCCAUGCAUCGACUAGCUCCAUCCAA